Polypterus senegalus (gray bichir) is the source of this 1389-nucleotide messenger RNA. Its product is annotated as tigger transposable element-derived protein 1-like. Lineage: Eukaryota; Metazoa; Chordata; Cladistia; Polypteriformes; Polypteridae. The transcript is spliced from 4 exons. Gene Ontology annotation, cellular component: nucleus. The record is from RefSeq and is a predicted model, not a curated record. Gene Ontology annotation, molecular function: DNA binding. The coding region runs from base 1 to 1389 and encodes 462 amino acids.
AUGACAUCAGUAGAAGAGGAGUACAAUCCAGCUAAGGUGCGGUUGGCCAUGAUGCUACGGGACUGUGAGGAUGACAAGUAUGGUCUUCUGUCCUUUGUGCAGCUCUAUUUUCGUGAAGCUAGAUUCUACUGUAAGUACAGCAGCCACAUCAAACUUUGUUACAAGAUGUUUCCUGGUUUUGAUGUACUGAUGCCAGAAUUCCUUUUAGAGUACAAGGGAGCUCAAGACUCGAAGGCUACAUCUCAGGAAGGGAAAAGCUACCCUGCUGUAGGAUGCCACUACGGCAUCGAGUCUACGGUUCGUUAUAUUAAGAAGGAUGAAAAGAGCAUACGAUCUACGGCCGCAGUGUCCUUUAACCAGGGCGGAGAAAAGAAUUACUGCCGGAAGAAGAACAUCUCCGUGGACACCAAUAUCAUCCGAGAAAAGGCCAAGCAACUUUAUGAUAAGUUUGCGGAUGCCGGAGAUGCUCUAGAUGACGAUCCUCAACCUGGAACUUCUGCUGAAUCCCCCACCGAGAGCUGUGAAUUUACUGCCAGCAAGGGCUGGUUUCAAAAAUUCAAAAAAAGGUUCAACUUGGCCAGUGUGAACCUGCAAGGAGAGGCUGCCUCCGACAAAGCCGCAGCCGAGAAAUAUGUCGCGGACACAUUCAAGGCGAUCAUUAAGGAAGGUGGAUAUCGGCCUCAAACCGUGUUUAAUAUGGAUGAGACAGCGCUAUUUUGGAAGUGGAUGCCGUCUUAUACUUUUAUCAUGAAGGAGGAGGCAAAAGCCCCGGGGUUUAAGGCUCACAAAGAUCGCAUCACGCUGGUCAUGUGCGCCAAUGCUGCGGGCUUUAUGAUAAAGCCUGGGCUCGUUUAUAAGUCCAAAAACCCCCGUGCCCUGAACAAUAAGAAUAAAAACAUGCUGCCUGUGUAUUGGAUGCACAACAUGAAGGCCUGGAUUACGAAACGCCUAACAUCGGAUUGGUUUCACCAAUGUUUCAUCCCGGAGGUAAAGAUCUACCUGGCAGAGAAAGGGCUGGAGUUCAAAGUCGUUUUACUUCUGGACAAUACUGGAGGUCAUCCCUUGGAUUUAUCCUACCAAGGCGUAAAAAUAGAGUUCUUACUGCCGAAUACGACGUCACUGAUUCAGCCAAUGGAUCAAGGAGUUAUCCGAGCUUUCAAGGCAUUGUACACCAGGAACAGCCUGCAACACAUGGUCGUGGCAAUGGACAGGAAUGAUGACUUUUCCCUGAAGGAGUACUGGCGUAAGUACAUGAUCACAUUGUGUAUGGUGAACGUGCAGAAGGCCCUUAACGAUAUAAAGAAAGGGACGGUUAAUGCUUGCUGGAAGAAAUUGUGGCCAGAAGUUGUGCACGACAAGAAGGGCUCUUCUGCAGAACUCGGUGGUUGA